This is a messenger RNA of Phytophthora nicotianae INRA-310, 1831 nucleotides long. RefSeq lists its product as hypothetical. The coding region runs from base 140 to 1765 and encodes 541 amino acids. The record is from RefSeq and is a predicted model, not a curated record. Lineage: Eukaryota; Oomycota; Peronosporomycetes; Peronosporales; Peronosporaceae. The transcript has a single exon.
GUAUUGACCAUGUAGAAUAAGUCCCCUCAAGAAACAGAUAGUAUCCGAUCUGUACAACCAAUUUACCAUCGAGCCCUUCAGAAGUAGUACAGAUUCUCACAGUCUUUGAUGAAGACUCUUUCAUUUCCAGGUUCCAGAAAUGACGACCUGCCACGGCGUAACGAAGCAAGGAGCUCCGUGCCCCAUCUCGUUCGACCUUAAUACGGACAGCUUCUGCAAGUACCACACGCCCCAUGCGCGUCAAUGCCUCGGCAUUUCACGCACUUCUGGCCAGCGCUGCAAAUUAAAAUGGGACCUUGACGACUCUGGCUACUGCGUACACCAUCGUUCUCAGGCGUCUACUCCACCUACCACAGCCAUCCCGAACGCCUGUCGAGGCCUCACCAAGCGCGGAACUCCCUGCUCCGUAUCGUGGGGUCUCAACCUCGACGGAUACUGCAAGUAUCACGCACCCAACGCUGCUCAGUGCAAAGGUCUAGCACGUGCCACUGGCCGUCGCUGUAAGAUCAAAUGGGGACUGGACGAUCGAGGCUAUUGCCAGUUUCACCGACGACUGGACGCUCCAGUCUCAAAGCAGUGCGAGGCAGUGGCUGCAGCUACGGGUCGUCGCUGUACGCAGACUGUGGGGAUUGAUGGCGAUGGAUUCUGUACAGCGCAUCGCAUGGUCACGGCAGAGCUGCCAAUGUGUCAGGGGAUGAUGCCAGGAUCGAGUGAACCAUGCAGAUAUAAUGCCAAAAUAGGGUACGACUACUGCUGUGCAGCUCAUGACCCCCAGUACGCGACGUCAUAUGUGGCGCCUAGUGUGUUUAACGACCCAGGAUUGAGGAGCAGUGUGGAAGGAGAUAUUGUCAAGUUGUUCAGGAGCCGAGAUCUGUACCACGGAGAUAAAUUGGAUUUAAACACGGUGGGUGCAGUGGAAUUGGAUCAUAUUCUGGAGAAGCAGUGCUUUGCCUAUGCCAUUCAGAAUUUGGAGUUUCGAGAUGGAGACGAGGAAGCUCAGGAUAUGGCCUUCAUGUUGCGAGAAGAGGUCGUCAAUGAGCUGCCGAAUUUGUGCCUUACACGUGCCACUACGAACAAGAUCAAAGGUGCUGCUGUCUCCAAGUUCCUUGACGACUCGUUGACUGGACAUCGAGGAUCGACUUCGUUCACUGACUAUCUAUUGGCCGAGAAGCGCGAUGAUACUGGGUUAUCACGCGACGUGACUCGAACUAUUAGAAGCGAAAUGGGAUCGGCACUUCGGAGAUGUCAGCGAAAGCUGGCUGAAAUGGGAGAAACCCCUGCGUUCGAUGCACUUGGUGCCGAGUUACAGCAACUGUAUGUGGACAUGGAUCUUCGUACGGCGUAUGGCGGCAAGACAAAGCCAAGGGCUGUGAAAGAGGAGGUUAAGGUCGAUUUUGAAGACAAGGACGAUGAGUACGUGCUGGUUGAUUCUGCCUCGACAGACUCGUGGACAGUGGUGGAUAUUAAGCGAACUGUUAAAGUUGAAAAGCGGCGCCCAACGCUGAGCGUGGAUGCAAAACCGUUCGUACCUGGGAUUGGAUUAUCAACACCGGAUUCACAGAAGAAUGUCAAAGCAGUAGCAAUUCCUUGCAAGCUGGAGCCGGAUGAGAUUACCAAUUUCUGUUUUGAUUCAAAAGCAAAUAUUGCAAUUAAACCCGCCAAUCAAGAAGCAGCAAGCAAGGUGAAAGCAACAGUCGAGCAGCAGUCGUCUGAGUCCACCUCCGAAGAUGUGAAGAAAGCAGAGAAUAAAGCAGAGCGGAGGUGAAGUCAACAUACAUAGUGUGAAAAAUUACGGAACUGUUUCAAGUUUUUUUUUUUUUUGCCAACUCGU